Molecule: messenger RNA, 3868 nt
Organism: Drosophila obscura
Lineage: Eukaryota; Metazoa; Arthropoda; Insecta; Diptera; Drosophilidae
Product: GTP-binding protein Di-Ras2
Exons: 5
Coding region: 407-1108 (233 amino acids)
Biological process (GO): signal transduction
Cellular component (GO): plasma membrane
Molecular function (GO): GTP binding; GDP binding; GTPase activity
Source: RefSeq, a predicted model, not a curated record
CUCUAUCGGAUCCAUUGGACGAUUUCACAGUGCGGCCUGCAGCAGAGACCACACGGGCAGAGCUACGGCUACGGCGGCGGCAACGACAACUUACAAUAAAUUCUGCAACGAAUUGAAGUGCAACGAAAUGCAAGUAACAAUUGCGACGCAAUUGAAGCUCUCCUCAGAUCCUGCAAGCGGCAGGCCACGUUCCCGCAGCUACUAUCGCGGCUUCUAGGAGCCCCUCGAUCCCAUCGCCAUCGCCCCAAUGUUGUCUGUAUAAACGAAAGUAUGGCGCCAAAGUAGAACAUUCCAUCAGCGGUCGACAGCAAGCAAACAAGCCCGCUCCGUUUCCGCCAGCGCUCCUGUGUGGAGGAGCUACCGAUACCGACAAAACCACCGCCAUCACCUCAAUUCUCAGCGCGAGAUGACGGAGCAAAAGAACCAGGUGACGCGUGCUGCACCGGAGCAGAGCAACGACUACCGAGUGGUCGUCUUUGGUGCCGGCGGCGUUGGCAAAAGCUCCUUGGUGCUGAGAUUCAUCAAAGGCACGUUCCGGGAAAGCUACAUUCCGACCAUUGAGGACACCUACAGACAGGUCAUAAGCUGCAACAAGAACAUUUGCACGCUGCAAAUAACAGACACAACUGGAUCUCAUCAGUUCCCGGCCAUGCAGCGAUUGUCCAUAUCGAAGGGACACGCUUUCAUUCUGGUCUACUCGGUGUGCUCCAAGCAGAGCCUGGAGGAGCUACGGCCCAUCUGGGCGCUCAUAAAGGAGCUCAAGGGCGCCGACAUACCCAACAUUCCCGUCAUGCUGGUGGGCAACAAGUGUGAUGAGACCGCCGAGCUGCGGGAGGUGUCGCAGAUUGAGGGCCAAGCGCAGGCCACCACCUGGAGCAUAUCGUUCAUGGAGACAUCGGCCAAAACCAACCACAAUGUAACCGAGCUGUUUCAGGAGCUCCUCAAUAUGGAGAAAACGCGCACCGUCUCCCUGCAAUUGGAUACGAAGAAACAAAAGAAGCAGAAGAAGGAGAAAAAGGCAAAGGAAACGAAUGGCGCCAUACCGGAGAAUGGGGAGGCCAGCGCCAGUGCCAGCGGCGGUGCCAAGGAGAAGUGUCGGGUUAUGUAAGGAUAAUCGGAUUACAAUGGAGUGAUUCGAGUCGAUACGAAAUGAAAUGAAAUGGUGACAGACAAAUACUCGCUUUGGGGCAGGAGCGUUGGGUUGAGGCGGUUUUAACACAAAACCCACACGCACGCACACCCCCAUUCUAGAUUUAAACCCGUGCAUACCCCCACCCCACACAGAAACACAGACAUAAGCAUCCAAUCCAUACAAUAUGUAUUUAAGAACACACUACGAUUACAAUUACAAAUACGAUUACGACUAUAUUUUGCAUAGGUUUUAUUCAAGCAAAGAAUUUUCUAGUCGCACACUAUACACCAAUAUACGGUAUCAAAGAUAUGAUACUAUCCAUACUAUACGAAAAAACACAACACAGAACAGAACACGUACACGUACAGACCCCGGCUCAUCCAUGAAUGGGUGGGUGGUAGGGUAGCCCUAUGUUGACACAUAAUCGCAUCUGAAACGCAAAGGCAUACAUAUCAAAUAUUUACACACUUGCAUGAUGCACCACCACCAACCCAAUACGAGUACGCCACUGGUCACGCGAUGGAUGGUAGCGCAAGUGCCCAGUAAUCUGUAGCCCAUCCCAUCCCAUGCCACACGUAAGCAGGUAUCAUUCAAAGCUAUACACAGCAUACAUACAUACAUACAUAGUAUAUCUCUAAUGAAAGCCAAAGUACCUACUUAAAAGACAUAAAUCUGUAUCUACUAUACUUACGAUAUACAAGUACUUACAAUAUUUACAUACUUAAACCCAUUGACAGAAGACUUCUCUAUGUAAGUAGUCGACACGGAGACAAUUGUGGGGCAAACUAUCUAAGAACCGAUCGCCCCGCCCCCAUUACCGCCGUAUGCCUCCCCAGACUAUCAUUGCUGUUUAACUAUUUACCACCAAACAAAAAAGAACACUUAAUGAAUGAAUGAAUGUAGUACGAACCGAACCGAACCGAACCCUGAUCGCCACAUAAGUAAACUAAUGUAUAAAAUACUCAUAGCCAUGCCACAGUCGCAUUCCAUGCCCUGACCCCCCCACAUGAUUCAGGAAACAGUAACAGACACGAAAUAUUCAUAUAAAUCUGCUAGUCUGCUAUUUGUUGUUUCUUUGAGCAAAUUCCAGUUAACAUUGAUUAUGUAUUAUAUUGAAUAUGUACAACUUUACAAUUAUUUGCUGAAAGUUAUUGACGAGACGAGAGCAUUUUAACAAUAACAAGUAACACAGAAGUAGUCCUAAGUCAAAUCCAAAGUCUACGUACAAUUGCAUCCGUGGAGUCGUAACAGUGUGGUAGUAAGCCAAAGAAUACGCGUACAUCGAAGGAUAUUUGAGAGGUAAUUUUUGUAGCACAGCACAGGAUAUGGGAAUAAGUUGCCUGUUUUUAAACAAUACACACCACACACACGUACUAAAUGUUAGUACGUAUAUCUUAUGUAUAUCUUAAUGCAAACAAUUCCAAUUAUGGCAUUCGUUUUUUUUUAAUAAUAAUUAUAUUUGAGAUUGGCUUGUGCAUAGGCGUAGGAGUAGGCAUAGGCGUUAAACAAAUUGUUUCGCAUUGUUCUGCUACUGUUUGAUAUUAGGUGGCAUUAGUUUUUUAAAUUAUACGAUUACGAGUACCAAAACAGACCUAAGAGGGGUAAGGAGAAUGGAGAUAUACAUACAUAUGCUUUAAUUGCUGCUAAAACCAUACUAUUAGCUAGUUGAGGGGCAAACGCAAAUGCGAACCAGCGGGAAGUAAUUACAUUAAUUAUGAUGUUGCUCAGUUGUUAAACCGUAGAACAGAACAGAAUAGCAGAAACAAAUCGUGAGAUGAAAAUUACAUACUAUAACUAAACAAAAAAGAAAAUUGUUGAAUUCGAGUAGUGAAAUUAUUAAUCAGGAUUAUCAUAGCGGACCAAUUUGCGUAUAAGAUUUGUGAAAUCAAUUAGAUAAUUCUCUCAGUUUGCCAUAGAAAUGGAUGAUCGAUCUGCAUCGUUAUGUAUGCCAGCCAGCCUUAGUUGUCACUUAUUGGUAGCCUGCCGUGCUUUAGGUUUUUUGCUUAAUGUUUCCUAGUUUUAGGUUUAGGUAUGUUAAACGCUAGAGAGCAAACUGGUUUUGGUUUUGGCUAAGGCUAUAAGAGUAUGUGCCGUGUAUUGGAAUUUGCAUAUAAAUUGCGUAUUUUGUAGGUAUAAAACAGGCCAGACAAUUGUGUAAAAGUAUACCUAGUUGCAUAGUUAUUAUUAUAUUUAUAACAAUGAAGUGUAAUUAAAGUAUAAUACGAUUUAAGUACAGUGCAUGAUUUAAAAUACAACGAAUAAAUAUAUUUACACCGAAAUUCUUUUUCUAAUUUUUUUCCUACGAAAUAUAUACACACACCAUAUAGAUCUAUAUACAUAGAUAUUUAAAUACGAGUAUGUAUAUCAAAUAUAUUAGUUGUAUACAUAUUGAACUAGUUUUUACAUGAUUCGAAAACACCGAAUACAUUAUUAAAUUUCGCUUACAUUCAAUUAAUAUGCAACUCACACAGUGCGACCACUGCGAAUAUGAAAAAUGAACGGAACGGCUCAGCGCCACAUUGUAAAUACAAAAUGUUCAACAAAUUACAUAGAAAGUAAAAUUUUUGGGAAUGGCCCGGCCGGCAGCAUAUUAAUAACAUGCAAUAAAAUAUAGACGAUUUGGUGGCCUACUUAAAACGAUCUUAUUGUUGAAGAUUUAAACUUAAUUACACUUAUCGUGAACAGGAGAAUAAGAACACGCAAAAUAAUUUAAAUAAAGAAACUUUAACUAUGACA